UAUAUGUUAUUGAUACAACAAUUUUACACAAGAAAUUAAUAUUUUUUAUAGAUAAGAGAUUACCGAUAUACAUCAAGGAAUACAGAAAGAAUGACUGAACAGGAAGAACUUGUCUGCGUGCCCGGCCAAAGGUUAUGUGUAGCAGAUAAGAAUAAUGUAGCUGGUGCAGGAACAUACGAGCAGCAGGGUUACAUCUAUUCGAAACUCGCUGGCAUUGUAAAAUUAGUGACAGACGACAAAACUCGUACAGUGGAAGUACAUGGUAUAACGGAACAAAGCAUUGUUCCUGCACCAGGAGAUAUUGUGACGGCCAUGGUCACUGUAGUGAAUCAAAGAUUUUGUAAAUGCAGUAUCAAGUGUGUAGGUGACAUAGUCUUGACGAGACCUUACAGAGGAAUAUUGAGAAAGGAGGAUGUUCGAACAAUUGACAAAGACAAACUAGAGAUGUACAAGUGCUAUCGACCUGGAGAUAUUAUUCUCGCGAGAGUUAUGCCAAUGACAGAAAUACACACCUAUCAAUUGAGCACCGCAGAAAAUGAGCUAGGAGUAGUUAUAGCUCACAGCGACGAAGAAAUUCGGCAGAUGAUGCAUGGAUUUGGUGAUAGCAGCGAACCAUUGUUCGAAUCUGCAAAGAUUAUAGAGGAUGUCGUGCUACAACAAAUGAAAAUAAUUGUCAGAAGAGCUUGUGAAAUAGCAGACAGACGAGCUAGUUCAAAAAAAAGUAAUGUUAUUAAUGGAGAAGAUCUUCUCUUUUUAUUGCGUAAAGAUAAGAUCAGGCUUCAACGCAUUGUGAAAUAUCUUGAACUCAAAGAAUUAGGAUGCUCGGUUCAAAAACUUAUGACGGCGAACGAUGUGCCACAAAAUGUCACGGAUCCUGAACAACUGGAUGGUACCAAGAAAAAAGUACCGUUUCAAAGUUUUCUAGAACAGAUUGACAACACAGGUGAACUUCUGGAAAAUUCAUCCUCGGUAGACGAUGUUAAACGACGUAGAUGCAUUCGUGCGGAUAUUGCGUCGAAGUCUAUGGACGAGGUACAUUAUAUGAAAUUCAGCAAGGCACGUCGUGUGUCCUUUGCGAACAAAAAUCGUCACAAAUUCAGCGAUUGGAUUUGCGCAGAUGGUGACGUUACUGUAUCAAAGCAAGCAUACACAAUCUUAUCUUACCUUGCAUAUGAAACAGUUGCUCAAAUUGUUGAUCUCGCAUUCCUAGUCCGGCAAGAUCAGGGUAAAAUGCACGGCGAUGCCAUAGAUCGGCAACGACUCAAUUAUAUUAAUCCAUUUACGUUCAAGCCGCGCUAUCAUAGCAAGAAUUUCGUAAUGAAACCAUUAACUCCUUCGGAGAUAACUGAAGCCCUGAGAAGAUACUGGUCCCCACAGCUAGAUAUGACAGGUCCAUUUAAUAGAUGGUCUAUGAGAAAACCACACUUGAAACUCCUUUCAUGUUAAAUGUAAAGAUUUGAAAAAGGCUUUCUACUUAGGAUUGGACUGGAUCCACCGCCAAUAUUUCUUAUGAGAUUCCUCAAUGUCUUUGGA
Trachymyrmex septentrionalis is the source of this 1533-nucleotide messenger RNA. It is a transcript of the gene Spt3, whose product is annotated as transcription initiation protein SPT3 homolog. The record is from RefSeq and is a predicted model, not a curated record. Gene Ontology annotation, biological process: transcription by RNA polymerase II; RNA processing. NCBI's taxonomy places the organism in Eukaryota, Metazoa, Arthropoda, Insecta, Hymenoptera, Formicidae. Gene Ontology annotation, cellular component: cytoplasm; nuclear exosome (RNase complex). The transcript has 9 exons. Bases 91 to 1446 code for a protein of 451 amino acids. Gene Ontology annotation, molecular function: RNA binding; protein heterodimerization activity.